Silurus meridionalis is the source of this 1794-nucleotide messenger RNA. It is a transcript of the gene pou4f3, whose product is annotated as POU class 4 homeobox 3. The record is from RefSeq and is a predicted model, not a curated record. Bases 226 to 1323 code for a protein of 365 amino acids. The transcript is spliced from 2 exons. NCBI's taxonomy places the organism in Eukaryota, Metazoa, Chordata, Actinopteri, Siluriformes, Siluridae. Gene Ontology annotation, biological process: regulation of transcription by RNA polymerase II. Gene Ontology annotation, molecular function: RNA polymerase II cis-regulatory region sequence-specific DNA binding; DNA-binding transcription factor activity, RNA polymerase II-specific.
CCGCAGACCUGGUGGUCUUCAGGUGGAACUGCUCAGUUUUAGGAAUGGUUUAUUUCAUAAACAGCAGAUGCGAAAACAAAACCACACGUCGGAAUUUAAUUUAAAAUACAUUUUUAUACUGAAUUUAUACAGAAAAAUAUUCUGGCAGAAGAAUAAAGUGAGAUGUUUGGGCACAGACAGGUUCCGGGCGCGUGCGGUUCUGGCUCUCUGAGUGUGUAAGGUGAGAUGAUGAGCAGGUGUGUGUUCGGGACAGCUGACCGGAAGGAGGUGAUGAUGGAGAGAUCUGUACAGUGGGAGAAGUCAGAGCUAGCGCGUGCCCAGAACCUGACAGCCAUGAACGGCAAGCAGCAGCACUUCUCCGCGCACGUGCCGGUGCAUGAGCCCAAGUACCCCGACAUGCACGCGAGCUCAGAGUCCAUGCGGCGGGUGUGUGUUUCUGCCCCGCAGGUGAACAUAUUCGGCGCGUUUGAUGAGAGUCUGCUGGCGCGCGCAGAAGCUCUGGCAGCCGCCGAUCUCGCCAAGCCUCACGCGACUCCAUACCACGCUAUGAACGGGGGCGCGUGCUCCACAUCCGCUUCCUCUUCGUCCAUAUCAUCCACUUCUUCCCAUCAACAUCAUCAUCAUCAUCAUCUUCAUCACCAUUUGAGCCAGACGCUGGAGGGCGAGCUCCUGGAGCACUUGUCAUCCGCGCUGGCCGUCGGAGGUUUGGCACCGGAUCCAUCAGCUUUGGCGCACCAGCAUCAAUUUCCAGCCGUCGCAUGCCACCUGCACCAGGCCACAGGACACGCGAGUCUCGCGCACGGUCACCAUCAUCAUUCUUUGCUUCCUGCCGGUGACGGAGAGUCGAACCCGCGCGAGCUCGAGGCGUUUGCAGAGCGCUUCAAACAGCGGCGCGUUAAACUCGGAGUGACGCAGGCAGACGUGGGCUCGGCGCUCGCGAACCUCAACAUUCCGGGAGUGGGUUCCCUGAGCCAGAGCACAAUCUGCAGGUUCGAGUCUCUCACACUCUCACACAACAACAUGGUCGCGCUGCGGCCGGUGUUACAGACGUGGCUGGACGAGGCGGAGGCGGCACACCGCGACACGAGCACGCGCACUGACCUGCUGCUGACCGGGAACGGAGAGCGCAAGCGAAAGCGCACAUCCAUCGCAGCGCCGGAGAAGCGCUCACUCGAGGCCUAUUUCGCCAUCCAGCCCCGGCCUUCUUCUGAGAAAAUCGCGGCCAUCGCGGAGAAGCUGGACCUGAAGAAGAACGUGGUCCGAGUUUGGUUCUGCAACCAGAGACAGAAGCAGAAGAGGAUGAAAUAUUCCGCGGCGCAUUGAUUCAACACUCACCUACUGGAACUAUGAAACACUAAAACGCAGGUGAGGAGGAUCUACAAGUUCUUCUGAUAAGGAACUAAAUCAGUGGAAGAGUAUUUUCUCCUUCUUUAAUUGUAUUUUGCACAGUAAAGUUACAGACACUUCCUGCAGAUGAAUAUGUAUUCAGUAUUAUCGCACAUUGUUCCUGAAGUGUGUCAUUAUUUACUGUUAUUGCAACAUCACAUGAGCCACCAAAGAAACCAGCAGAAACAUUGCUGUAAUAAUUAUUAAAUGUUGAUUAGUUCUUCAGUUUUCAGAUGGAAGUUACUUUGAACGGAUUCUGAAAUCAAUUCUACAAAUCCGGCGACAGAAAAACAGGAACAAAUCUGCUGCUAUUCUACUGUUAUGAUCAAAAUCACUUUCACUGACUCGAGAAACGGCCUGACAUUUCACAUGAAAUGUGACCGAAUAUUUAAUAAAGUAUUUUUUUAA